AUGGCUGCGGACUGGCGGCAGGACCCGCUCGAUUACGGCCAAACAUAUCCCAAUGAUCGAACGGAUUUCAAUCACCGAUCUUCAGCCACCAGAUACCAGCAGCUCGGCAAUCAUCGUGUGGAUGGUGGCGUAUACUCAGGUGCAGGAAUUGUAGCAAACAACAAGAGCACUUUGCCUGGAUGGAGCCCGGACUUGCAUUAUGAGGUAGCGCGAGAAACAAUCAGUCGCAGAACUGGGCGUGCAACCAUAUCCGACCGUAGCGAAACCACCGCCUCGUCAAGAAGUGAUCCAUUCAUUCCCCAAGUCCACAUCGAUGACUUGCAGGUAUUGAGUCUUGGGAAUCAUCCAGCCUCACAUAUGGUGUUGCCCUAUGGGGCCAGCAGUCACAGUCACCACGAUGACCCCAUUCUGGGGGGCGCCCAACGAAAGUAUGACAAGGAGGUACAAAAGUCAUUGGGGCCAGCAUACACGAUCCUCGGCAGUAACGGCGAACGUGAGACGCUGGAUCUUCGUAAGCAAUAG
Molecule: messenger RNA, 522 nt
Organism: Penicillium robsamsonii
Lineage: Eukaryota; Fungi; Ascomycota; Eurotiomycetes; Eurotiales; Aspergillaceae
Exons: 3
Coding region: 1-522 (173 amino acids)
Source: RefSeq, a predicted model, not a curated record